Protomyces lactucae-debilis is the source of this 434-nucleotide messenger RNA. RefSeq lists its product as uncharacterized. The transcript has a single exon. NCBI's taxonomy places the organism in Eukaryota, Fungi, Ascomycota, Taphrinomycetes, Taphrinales, Protomycetaceae. The record is from RefSeq and is a predicted model, not a curated record. The coding region runs from base 99 to 425 and encodes 108 amino acids.
CAGGGGUUUCCUACUGACUACAGCAGUCGCGGCACAAGAAGUGUCUGCCAGAGGCAGAGGCAGAGGCUGAGCAGCAGGAGACCGACGACGAGAACAACAUGCAGGCACGACAAGCACGACGCAACACACAAUUCAUCGCGCCUCACCACGAGCAAAACGACGACACGCAGGCGCGACAGGCAGGUCGCAACGCACAAAUCACUGCGCCAAACGAUGAGCAAGACGACGACAGCGAGACGGAAACCGCACGAUCACGUCGUACGAUACAUUCCUUCUGUUUUCGCAGGACUUGGUUCAAAAUGGCCGCUACAGGGCAUACGCGACCGGCCAGUGACGGUGAAAGCUCAGCUGUUUUAGGCUGCAGCGAAUGGCAGGAAUUACCGCGCCGCCGCUGUCGGCGAGGUGGAACACGCACGGAAGCGUAGAAAGCGUGC